This is a messenger RNA of Limanda limanda (common dab), 447 nucleotides long. It is a transcript of the gene birc5b, whose product is annotated as baculoviral IAP repeat containing 5b. The record is from RefSeq and is a predicted model, not a curated record. The coding region runs from base 1 to 447 and encodes 148 amino acids. Lineage: Eukaryota; Metazoa; Chordata; Actinopteri; Pleuronectiformes; Pleuronectidae. The transcript is spliced from 4 exons.
AUGGCCAGCAUAGACGUCCUGAGCACCAGGUUUCGCUUUUAUGACAACAUGUACAGUCAGGAUUUACGAGAACAAAGCUUUGCUGACUGGCCGUUUAGGGAGGAAUGUAACUGCACUCCAGAGAAGAUGGCCAGGGCCGGGUUCAUCCACUGCCCCAGUGAGAAUGAGCCUGAUGUCGCCUCUUGUUUCUUCUGUCUGAUUGAGCUCGAAGGUUGGGAGCCAGAUGAUGAUCCCUGGACUGAACAUGUAAAACGCUCUCCUAACUGUGGAUUCUUAACCCUGAAGAAAGACUUCACUGAGCUCACUGCGGCGGAAUACUAUGUCAUCGAGAAAAAGAGGCUAAAGGUCUUCCUUAGGAAAGUCUGUCAUAAGAAGAUGGCAUAUUUACGGGACGAAAUCGACAAAACUCUUGAGAGGCUUAAAUCUGAGUUUGACUCUGAGAUUUAA